GAUACUUUAUACGUGUCCACUAACAAUUAGCUCAACAAGCUCACUUAUUUAAAAAAAUCUUCUGUCGCCGUUCCUUUCACCGGUCGAUUAAACACCCCCUUUAAACACGGGCCUGAAUAAAGCUCUUCCCCUUCUCACUCUCCUGUUUUUUUUUCCUUCCCUCUCAUCUCAAUCAUCGCCGGAACAUAAAAAUGUCCGAAGAAUUCGCUGUCCGAGUAGAGCAAGGUCUCAAGCUCUCACGACGUAUAUACUACGGCAAAGGCAUCGCUCCUCCCGUAGUCCCGGAUCCUCAGUCCUCGCCGGAGAAUUUUCUCCCGACGGCGAUUACCGCCUACGCUUCAAUCACAGAUCCGGUGGCCGUGGAUAACCCCGACGUCCCUAGCUACCAGCCGUACGUGCACGCACGUUGCGACCCGUCGGCGCUCGUGCCUCUUCAGAUGCUCGGGAUAGAGAUGAGAGUAGAUUGCUGGCUCGACACGGCGUUCGUCACCGUCACCGGACGGUGGCGCGUUCACUGCGUUAUGCCUAGUAAACGCUUUGACUGCUGCAUCGCUGUUCCCACGGGGGAGAAGGGGACACUUUUAAGUGCUGAGAUUGAUGUUCUGAGCAAUGAGAAGACUUACAAGACCAAACUAGUUACAGAGGAAGAAGCUUGCGACAUUGAUAAUGUCCACAAAGACAAAGAUUCACGUUUUUUGAAGUCUCAAAUCUUUACUUUCAAGAUCCCACAUGUUAGUGGAGGAUCAAUCUUUUCUGUUAAUGUGAAUUGGUCACAGAAACUGGUCUACAAAGACGGCAAGUUUCAUCUCAAUGUGCCUUUUAGAUUCCCUGCUUAUGUGACUCCUGUAGGCAAGGAGAUUACUAAGCGAGAAAAGAUUGUGUUGAACAUGAAUUCUUGUGUUAAUGGUGGUGAAGUAGCCUGCAGUUAUUCAAGCCAUCCUUUAAAGGUUAUUCACCGUGAAUCCGGUAAAUUAAGCUGUGAGUAUGAAGCUGAAGUACCUUCUUGGUCAAGGGUUGAUUUUGAUGUUUCAUUCAAUGUUUCCUCUGGUGAUCUGAGUGGUCAUGUUUUGGUUAAGUCUCCAUCUCCAUGGGAUUCAGAUGACAGAGGGAUGUUCUGUUUGUACCUAUUCCCUGGAACCACCAAGCAUAAGCAGAUUUUCAGACGAAGGGUUGUGUUUGUGAUCGACAUAAGUGGAAGCAUGAAAUGGAAGCCGCUCGAGGAUGUAAAGAAAGCCUUGUUAGAGUCUUUGGCUAAGCUAGAACCUGAAGAUGUGUUCAACAUAAUCGCCUUCAAUGACAAUAUUCUAGAAUUCUCAACUAAGAUGGAGUUUGCAACUGAUGAGACUAUCUCUGCUGUGACUGAAUGGCUCGAUAGUAAUUUAAUUGCAAGUGGUGGAACAAACAUGUUACUUCCCCUGAUACAGGCAGUGAAGUUGCUUGAAGGAAGCAAGGUUGGAGUGCCUCUUGUAUACCUUGUCACUGAUGGAUCUGUUGAAAACGAGAGAGAGAUAUGUAAUGCCAUGAAAGAAUGUUGUAGUGGACACGAAAAAUCGAUAUCUCCUAGGAUAUCUACCUUUGGCAUUGGUUCGUUUUGCAACCAUUACUUCUUGCAAAUGCUAGCACGGAUAGGGAAUGGUUACUAUGAUGGUACAAACAAUACAGAUUCAUUUGAGCAUCAAAUGAGUAGACUAUUCGAUUCUGCUUCUUCUACAAUCGUAGCCAAUACGACUUUUGAUGCUCUCAAACUCCUCCGCUCAGUUGAGUUGUUUCCUUCUCAGAUUCCAGACAUAACGCUUGGUCAACCAUUGAUCUUGUCUGGAAGGUACAAAGGACAGUUCCCUGAUGAAGUUGAACUCAGAGGCACACUGGCUGAUAUGAGCUGUUUUACUAUUGAGUUAACAGUGGAGAAAGCUAAAGACAUUCCUCUGGACAAGGUUCUUGCGAGGAGACAAAUAGAUGAACUCACAGCUCAAGCUUGGUUCGAAGACAAGAAAGAGCUACAAGAUAAGGUCAUGAGAUUGAGUAUACAAACAGGGUUUCCUAGCGAAUACACGCAGAUGGUUUUAUCACUCAAGGACAACGACGAAGAGAAGACUAUAGAGAGACCAGUUUCAAUCAAAGAAAUACUUAGGAACCCAUCAUACCAAAUCCAAAAGCAGAUGAGUAGAAACAUAGAGAGAACAAGUUUGCUUGGGAAACAAGGGUUUGGGUUCGGUAACUUGGCUGCCACGUUAAAGAACAUUCCACCGUGGAUGGAGGAGCCUAAAGAGCCGGAAGGAGCAGAGAUUCUGAUAAGAGCGGCGUCAGGAGUGGUGGAUCGUGUCUGCUGUAUGUGUUGCUUGCAGUGCCUUUCUAGGGUUAGCGAUCAGUGCACCAUCGUCUUCUCUCAGAUAUGUGCAGCAUUGGCUUGCUUCCAGUGUCUUGGUUGCUGUUUCGAAGUAUGUGGAUGUCUGGACCUCUAAGAAAGCAGGUCACUGUAAGGAGAAAAAAAUAUACUCAAGAAUAUUUUAAGGAGAUUGUAAAAUUCAAUAAUGAAUUUACAAUCUUUGCAAAGGCUAAAAUAAUGUAGUAGUGUGUGUAAUAUAUAUAUGUGUAAUCACGUACUAAAAUUAGAGUUUUAAUGUACGUGACGUUCGAAAAUAAAAGGCUAAAUGUAUUUGACUAUUGUCAUCA
Messenger RNA from Brassica napus (rape), 2673 nucleotides. RefSeq names its product inter alpha-trypsin inhibitor, heavy chain 4. The transcript is spliced from 12 exons. The coding region runs from base 192 to 2462 and encodes 756 amino acids. The record is from RefSeq and is a predicted model, not a curated record. Lineage: Eukaryota; Viridiplantae; Streptophyta; Magnoliopsida; Brassicales; Brassicaceae.